UUAGGUUGGCUGCAAAAAACUACAAUUAAAUUAACCUAAUCUAAACAAUCAACACAACAGUUGUGCAUUUCUUAAUUGUUACGAAAUUAUUGUUGAAAUGGACGUGCAUUGCAUGAUUGUUGCGUAUCGGGGUACAUACUAAACGCGGAAGUUUCCCAAUCGUGCGACCUAGGUGUUCGUUAUUGAUUUUAUUGAACACCUACAAUGUUAGAUUCUUCACCUGAGGAUGAAGACUUCCCGGGACGCCUUUUACAUCAAGCUGCAUUAUGGGACAAUACGCAUUUGUUGAUUGAUCUGCUGGAAGGGGGACAACAGGCCUUUUUGAACUCUCAAGACAGUUGGGGGCGCACUCCGCUACAUGCGGCUGCGAUUAAUGAGAAUUCUGGGUGUUUAUCAAUACUGUUAAAUGCAGGCGCGGACCCCAAUAUCUGUUGUGGUCCGAGAGGCGACAAGAAAAUUCCACUACAUUUAAGUGCAGAGCAUGGUCACAAUAGUAACGUGACAAUUUUGCUUCAACAUGAUUCGGAUAUUAACAUUCGAGAUGCAAAUGAAAUGACCGCACUUAAUUUGGCAGAAAAAAGUGGGCAUGUUAAAUGCGUUGCUUUAUUGAAGGAAGCGGCGGAUGCGAGGGAAAAGGCCAGGCUCGACAUCCAUGCAGCGCUCAGGGACGCCUGUUGUCAAGGGGAUGUCAAUUCCGUUUCUUCGUUGCUGUCCUCGUUGUCCAAAGAUGCCGAACUUAUUGUCAACAUGGCACCGAGCGGGGCCAGCACUUUGUUGUUUACGGCUUGCCAGACGGGCUGUAAGGAUAUAGUUAAGGUACUGCUGGAGCAUGGAGCUGACGGGCGACAUCAUCCCGUCACCAAGUACUCACCCUUGUAUAUUGCGUGUCACUAUGGUCAUAGAGAUAUAGUAGAGAUGCUGCUUCUACGGUUUCCUGAACUUAUACAGCAACACACCGUGGAAAGGUGGCUCCCAAUCCACGCAAGCGCCAUCAACGGCCACGUCUCCGUCUUGGAACUCCUCUUUUAUUUCCCAUACCCCACACACGUGUUACGAAAAUUCAGAGAUGGAUCCGAACAAUGGGAAUAUUAUAUGCCUUUUGAUAUCAACGAACGUGACGCGACUGGCCAAAACAUACUCUACAUGGCAUGCUUGGUAGGAAACAAGAAACUUUUAGACGUCAUACUAAAGUUUAAAGUGAAAGCGACCAGGUUACAACCGGACGAUGAAGCAACACCUGUCUCGGAAAGUAAUUCAGUGAUUAGUCCGACGAGGCGGCGAAUUUCCGAUGGUAUUCAGUCGAUUUUAUCCAAACUGAAUUUGACGAGAGAUAACUCGGUGGAAAGUAGCAUGGAAGUCGAUCCCAACUGUUCCAUGAUUUGCCCGUUGCGCAUCGACAUGUAUUGUAAUAAUAACACGGAAACGGCUCUGCAUGCAGCGGUUAAAGGCAAGCACUAUGAUAUAGCUUUGGCUUUGUUGAACGCCGGAGCCAACGCGAAUUGUGUGAUUAAAGCGUAUCAAGACUUAGAGAGUUUGAGCUGUUGUUCAAUUGAAGAAGACUCCAACUAUGGACAAUCCACCGCUUUAGUGGAAGCUUGUAAGAACCGCGACGUGCCUAUAGUCGACUUAUUACUUAAGUACGGUGCUCGAGAUGACGAAUGCAAAGCCCUCUCAGUCGUCGUACAAAACAAAGACGAAACUUUAACCGCCAAACUCCUAUCCACGAAAGCCCACCCCGACCCAGAAUUCAAAAUCAACAAAAAAGCGAUGACCGAAAACGUCAACUCGUCUCAGUUCACCAUUUUCUCCAACGUCACGAAUCUCACAUACAGCGCCCUCUUCCCGAACACACCCACAAUGAUCAACUGGCACAACCAAAAGUGCAACCUGUCCCAAAUCCGAACCCAGUGGUUGACAGACGCCGCCUUACACUUAAAUCAGAAACUCAAGCAGAAUCCGCGCAGCUACGACAUAGCUUUGUACGCAAUCACGCGCUUGGACAUCUCCAACAACAAUUUAAAUUCGGUCCCUUUGGCCGUAUUUCAGUUGUACAGUUUGAGGUACUUGAAUAUGGGUCAAAACAAGAUCGAGAAGUUGCCGAUUCCGGUGGCGUCGCCGGCGAAGAGAGGUUUGCGGAGAAAAAGUGUUCAUAACGAGGAGCUGAAUUAUUCGUGUCCGGUCCUGGAGGAGCUGUAUUUGCAGGAUAAUCGAUUGGAUCAUAUUCCGGAGGCUGUGUUUAGGUUACCGGCGCUGGUCACGCUGGUGGUUUCGAAUAAUAAGUUGCAGCAACUUCCGUAUAAUAUGUGGCUGGCGCCGAAGUUGAAAGAAUUGAAUGCCUCGUUUAAUUUGCUGAAGGAGUUGCCGACGAACGUGUCGGAGACCCCCGAUGAAUGCGACAAAAUGAGUGUCAGUUCCAGCGAUAGUCAAUUGUCAAGUCACUGCGAACACGACGGCGAAACUGACAUCCGGUGCGAUUUCGAGUUGGACUCGAAGUACUUGUCCAACGAUGAAACGAGUCAAUGUGUACGAUAUAGGAAAAAGGAUAGGUCUUUUAUUCAGUUUGACUUGGCCAAGCACCACAUUUGGAGCAAAAACGUGGAAGUGACAGAGCAAAUUCUGCACGCUGAUGAAUCUGUGACGGAACAUUCGUCCAAAUUGUCUGCUUUGAAUUUGGCACACAACCUCUUCACUAGCAUUCCAGUAGUGUUGCCAUGUUUGGCGGUGAAUUUGACAAGACUCAACAUGGCUUUUAAUACCUUGAGGUCAAUGUCGCACAUCACCAGCUACCCUAGCUCGCUGAAACAGCUCGAUUUGAGUCAUAAUCAAAUCACGUGUUGGCCGAGUUUGCCUCAGGUAGAAGCCCAAGAUGUAAUGGAGUUGGCCAAUAUUGCCUGCUAUGGAGGUAGUUUCGGUUCCAGAGAAAAGGUGUCAGGGAUAAGUGCUCGUAGGCAACCCGGAAGGUCGGUUCGCAACACCGUCCUUCACUCAGUUUGUUCCCAUAGAAGACACCUCAAGUUGGACAGUCUGCGAACGUUGAUUUUGGCCGACAACCAGCUGCCUCGCAUCCAACUAACCACCGACGACGACGGCGACGUCAGCACCGUCGAAGAAGAAGACCUGGAACGACGCAAAGAAAUUAAUACGCAUUUUGAAGAUGACUUUAUUUGUGUAUCUUUUUCCAAGGUAGUCGGGAACCCCGCCGCGGGAAAAGCUCGUUUGAUGUUUCCCAAUUUGUCAAUGUUAGAUGUGAGCAACAACAAUCUCAAGGAGAUCCCCGUCAAUAUCAACGAACUGAGCAACUUAUCCGUCCUUAAUAUCAGCGGUAACUUAGACAUUAAUGAACUCCCACCACAAAUGGGGCUGUUAUCUCGAUUAUGGAACCUCAACACGCGCGGAUGUUCUUUGCAAGAUCCGUUGAAGUCGAUGAUCGAUAGUAAAAAAUACAAGACGAUGGAUAUUGUGGGGUAUUUGAAGUCUGUGUUGGAAGACGCUAGACCCUACGCUCGCAUGAAGCUGAUGAUCGUGGGAGUGCAAGGCAUCGGGAAAACUAGUUUAUUGGAGCAGCUGAGGCAGGAGGGAAUCACGAGGAGGCGGCCGGAGCACUGGGCUAAAAGAAUGGGGAACAAAAACAUCAACGUGAAGACUUCACGAGGCACGAACAUGUCGACAGUCGGAGUCGACAUAGGCGAUUGGGUCUACGAAAAAAAAGUACGCAACCAAUCAUCACACGGUCCCGUGAUUUUCAGAACCUGGGACUUCGGUGGCCAAAAGGAGUAUUACGCCACUCAUCAGUAUUUUUUGUCGAAACGGAGUCUAUACCUCGUGGUUUGGCGCAUAAUAGACGGACAUCGAGGUAUAAACGAAAUUCUACAAUGGUUGGUCAACAUCCAAGCGAGAGCCCCCAACUCUCCCGUCAUCAUAGUCGGAACACACUACGACGUAGUCCAGGAAUUUAAUCCGAACAUUUCUGAAGAGUACCAACAGAUUAUUAGAGAUCGGUUUAUCAAUAUCGUGGACGCGGAGAAGUGUGGGUUACCACGUGUCUUGGAUACGAUCGAAAUCAGUUGCAAAACUAGACACAACGUGAAGUUGUUGUGCAAUUUGAUUUAUGACACGGUGUUCAGUCUGAGACCUCCAGGAAGUAAGGAAUUGCUACUAGAACAAAAAGUUCCGGCGACGUAUCUGGCUUUAGAAGACGUGGUCAAUCACAUAGCUGCUGAACGAAGAAUGAACGGACUCGACCCGGUCUUGAACGCCGAACAGUACCGCACUAUCGUGACAACCGAAAUGCAACAGCGUUUCAAUCGGGUGUUUCGAGACUGGGCGGAACUUCAUCAAGCCACUCUAUUUUUACACGACAAUGGGGUGCUACUUCACUACGACGACGCCACAUUAAAAGACCUCUACUUCUUGGACCCGCAAUGGUUGUGCGAUAUGCUAGCCCACGUCGUAACCAUCCGCGAAAUUAACCCAUUCGCCCGCACUGGCGUAAUGAAACUCGACGACUUGAAGCACAUCUUCAAAGCUAGUAGUAUCGGACCCAUGGACACCAGAGGCUACAUAGUAAAUCUUCUCAAUAAAUUCGAAGUCGCGCUGACUUGGGACUCCCGGACUCUCUUAAUUCCGUCUUUGUUGCCGUCUGAAGAAGAUAUUUUGUUGGCGCAGAUGUAUCCUGGUCAGUUUCAUCCCCUUGUUAAGGUUAAAGUGCCCUUGAGGUCGCGUGGGUGGGCUGUGAGGAGUAAGAAAAUCACUGUGUCGCCGAAGUCGGUGCUUUAUAGGGAUACGACGUCGCAGGGAAAGUUUCAGAUGAGUUUGCCUUCGACGUCUACGGCGAAGAAUGAUGAAGUUGAGGAAGAAGCAAAAUAUUACGUGACGAGUUCUCCGACUGAUCAAACCAUUACGAGGUUGCUCUUGAUGUCGUAUUUUCCGUCGGGGUUUUGGUCCCGAUUGAUAUCCAGGAUUUUGGCAGAUGACAGCAUUAUUGACAUAAUUCGAUCCUUUUUCAUUUUGCCAAAAGAGGUGGCCCAAGACAUAGAUCUAGUCAAACUCUUGGAUUUAAAAGCGGAAUGGGUGCUUUGGCAAACCGGCCUCCAACUAAAAUACGGCGACAUAACUCUCUUCCGCAUGAGAGAAGUCUUACACAAUUCAGCGGCAUACUACAGACAACUAAAGUUUCGCUUGAAACAAGACGGCGUGUGGUGUGACGUCGACCUCCAAAACACCUCUAUCCUAGAAAUACACUUCCCCGUCGACUCCCUCGUAAUCAAACCGAUAAUCGCAGAAAGUACAGAUCCGAAUAAAUACACCCUCAAGAGCGACCUCGUCAUCAACUGUACUCCGGAAUCGACCGCCCAACUAUUGGCUUUAGCAGUCGAUCACGUCGAUAUUCUUCUGGAGGAUUGGUACCCCACUCUAGGGACUAGGUUUGUGCAUACAUCCGAAGGCAAAUUUUUGGUGACGCGCCUGGUGCCUUGCCCUCGCUGUUUACAACAAUCAAACGAAGUCGACCCGAAUUUCCCCAACACGCCUACUGAUCUAAGUCAAUCGAAACACUUCCUUGACGCUAUGACUCAAGUCGAUCCAGAUGUGGAGCGCAGCCGAAUACGUAAAUCUCAAGAGUCGUACACGUCGGAGUGUGAUAGCGGCGUCGGUCCGGACUCUACGGGUUCAAGUAGGAUGCCUUCCAUGGAAGGACAUCCUGGAGUUACCACGGAGGAUGUUAAUGCGAAUAACCAGCUGUUUUAUUCGUGGAUGGUCGAAGAGUGUAUUCUUGCUUCGUACGGCACGCGAUUCGUGACUUGUCCGAACCAUGGCGACGUCACUCUGGCUAGCAUAGCACCAGAUACGAUUUUCCUGGAUUUGGGCGAGCGCUACAUAAUCAAGUCGGAAAACGUGAAGAAAGGACGAUUAUUGGGUCGAGGCGCUUUUGGUUUUGUGUUCAAAGGGACGUGUAAAGUCAGAGGAAGUAAUACGAUGAUCGACGUAGCUAUGAAGAUGUUGCAGCCGGUCCAACCCGGACCCAACGCCCGACAAUCCGCUAUUGUCGCCUAUAAAGCGGCACAGGGAAAGUGGGAUCGAGACCCUUUGCAGUACGCUUGUAAGGCGUAUUGUACCGCCCGACAAGAAUUGAACAUUUUGCUUUCUCUGCGGCACCCAAACAUCGUCCCGUUCGUCGGUGUUUGCACUAGUCCUUUAGCUUUAAUUCUAGACUUAGCUCCCCAAGGUGCCUUAGAUCUCGUUCUUAGACACUUCAGGCGAUCGGGUGCCAAAGUGGGACCCUACACUCUGCAGGCGAUUAUCUUACAAGUGGCCAAAGCGAUCGAAUAUUUGCACCGACAACACAUCAUCUACCGGGACUUGAAAUCCGAGAAUGUGCUCGUGUGGGAAAUGCCGCCGCCGUUCGUGGAUCAUCCAGACCAUCCAGUUCACAUUAAAGUGGCAGAUUAUGGCAUCAGUCGGCUGACUUUGCCGUCAGGUGCCAAGGGAUUCGGUGGGACUGAGGGUUUUAUGGCACCUGAGAUCAUGCGCUACAACGGGGAGGAGGAGUACACGGAGAAAGUGGACUGUUUUUCGUUCGGGAUGUUCAUUUACGAGUUGCUGACGUUACAUCAGCCUUUCGAAGGGCACGAGUCUGUGAAGGAGUGUAUUUUGGAAGGGGGGAGACCGCCGUUGACCUAUAGGGAGACUUUGUACCCGAGCUAUUUCCUGGAUUUGAUGGUUUUGUGCUGGUCGCAACAACCCAAAGAUCGACCUUCAGCCAGUCAGAUAGUUUCUAUAGCCAGUGCCCCUGAGUUCACGCAUUUGAGCGAUGUGACGUCAUUGAAGCACGAAGCGUCGGUGGUGGCGUCGGCUAGUGCGGCUGUGACGCAUAUUACAGAUGAUGGCUUAUGCGGAUCCGAAAUGUGGUUAAUGUGUUCCAAUUCUCGAAUCGACCUCUUGUUAGCGGCCGACCGCGGUUGGCUCCAGUAUCACACAAUGGCGCUUCCUAUCAGAGCCACCGCAGCGUGCACCGUGGGGAAUUCCGUAUGGAUCGGAGACUAUUCGGGAAACCUCCACGCUUAUUCUGCCAGCGAUGGCUACAAAUUAUUUUCCUAUGCCCUCGAAACUGAACCAAACACGAAUGUAGAAGCUCUCCUUUACUUACCGCCGUUGAAGAGAGUAGCUUGCGCCCUCUCCAACGGCCGAUUAUUCCUGGUGAAUUCGGACGCCGUUCCCACCACCCCCACAGCGGCAGAGGGUACUUUCGUGAUGACCGAACUGGGUUCGAGUUCCACCAUAAAUUGUUUAUGUGCGAUUUUUAAAGACGCCGGAGCGGUUUGCGAACUGUGGUGCGGCGAAUCCAACGGCCAGAUCUCCAUUUACACGAUCAAAGACCACGUGGUGGCGGGUCACGAGACCAUGAACCACUACCAGCCCGUCAUCGAACAAGUCAACGUGAUGAAUUUGAUAGCCGCCGAGCACAACGUGUGGUCGUACGUCCGGCCAGGGUGCAUUAUUUACCAGUGGGACCAAAAAAGUAGGACCAUCAUCAACAAGCUGGACUGCUCGAAACUCGUACCGUGCUCGGAGAGCCUCAAGUCGAUAGCGAUCGAGGAGCAUUUGAGUCCCACCAAUUGCCAGGUGACGAGUUUGGCUGUGCUGAACGAAGAGUUGUACAUAGGAACGACGUGGGGGUGCGUCAUCAUCGCCGAAAGGGCCACGUUGCGCCCCAUCACGAUUUUCAGGCCUUACGAAGAGGAAGUCAAAGCUAUCGUGCCGUUAGCGAUGUGCAAAAGUAUUAACGAGAGUCACGACAAUACGCCGCUGAUCGCCACUAUUGGCAGGGGGUACAGGAAUUUGCUGUCCAGGUACACGGACGUGCCAGUCAAUAUAGGACAUUCUUUACAAAGUCCGAUGGCUGGCAACGCGCCAGUGUUCGCGAACAAGCAAAAUAUGUUCGUUUUGUUGUGGAGGGCGGAACACUGGAACGCGGUUUGAAUUUUUGAGUGUUUGCAAUCUAGAUGUGUUUCAUUCCAAGAUUCUGAGGUUUUCGUGAUAAUUAUUUGCGGUUUUUAAUUAACGAGUUGUUGUCCCUGUUAUGUGAUUUUAUUAUACAUGUAUUUUUAAUUUUUAUAUAUAUUUUUUUUACUUUUUAGCUGUGAUUUUUAUCAGUCAUUUUCAAUUGUUAUUGCUGAAAUUUUUAUUGAAUAAAAGGUUGAUAUGUUGUA
Messenger RNA from Zophobas morio, 8207 nucleotides. It is a transcript of the gene Lrrk, whose product is annotated as leucine-rich repeat serine/threonine-protein kinase 1. The record is from RefSeq and is a predicted model, not a curated record. The transcript is spliced from 29 exons. Lineage: Eukaryota; Metazoa; Arthropoda; Insecta; Coleoptera; Tenebrionidae. Gene Ontology annotation, biological process: protein phosphorylation. Bases 205 to 7977 code for a protein of 2590 amino acids. Gene Ontology annotation, molecular function: protein kinase activity; ATP binding; protein binding.